AUGAUCCUCCCCCGAAACGCCCUUGCUACGGGGGAAGAGGCGCUCAUCGGUCUCGUCGCGCGACAGGUUUACUAUGGGAAUCGCAGGGACUGCUACUACUACGGGAACUGCCGCUCCAACUGGGACCGCUGGGGCCGCUGGGUCCUCGCCGGCAUCCUCAUCUUCCUCGGCCUCUUCCUCUUCUUUCUCUACUUAUGCUGCGCCAACCGCCGCCGUCGCCGCCGCAUGAACAACGCACCCACGCCCAUGACAGCCCACAACCCGGGCUACAGCGGCUACCACCCCCAGCAGCCGUAUGCGCCGCCGCCGGGCCCGCCGCCCCCGCAGUACGUGAAUGGGAAUGGGAAUGCGCCGGGCGGGUACUAUGGGCAGCAGAGUGGGGGGUUGACGCAGCCGCAGGGGGCGUAUAUGAAGUGA
Drepanopeziza brunnea f. sp. 'multigermtubi' MB_m1 is the source of this 417-nucleotide messenger RNA. RefSeq lists its product as uncharacterized. Gene Ontology annotation, biological process: vesicle-mediated transport. Gene Ontology annotation, cellular component: intracellular membrane-bounded organelle. Lineage: Eukaryota; Fungi; Ascomycota; Leotiomycetes; Helotiales; Drepanopezizaceae. The record is from RefSeq and is a predicted model, not a curated record.